UAUAUAAACCUUUAACCUAGUCUUCUUACAUGGUCAAUGACGUUUUCUUACACUUGAGUUAAUUCAUUAGAAAUUCAUUUUGUCAACUCUUUAAGUUUCUAGACAAUAAAAAAAAGAUAGUCAUGUACUCAUGUACCUCAUAUUUUAAACAUACCAAGUCCAAGAGUAUUUUACUUGUAAAUUCUCAAUAAUUAUACGACGUUAUUAUUAAUUAUAUAAUUAAACAACCAAAAGCAUGUGAUUAAGUCCAAGUAUUCCAAAAGUUAUGGACUCCAUGAAUUUAGAAUGAGCUAGCCACGACGAAAAACACGCCAAUUCCAACUCCCUCAAAAAAAUAAAAUAAAAGAUAAAAUUGCAUAAUCUAAACCCCUUAAAACAGGAAGAGACAAGUAUAUAUCCAACUAACUACUUAUAAAUCAACGACUCUUCGAAAUUCUUGCCUCUUCUACUAAUUAUCCUACCCAAAUCUAUCAAUUUUCUUCUUUUGCAUCCAAUUUUUUGGGGUACAACUUUUUUACCCCUAUUUUCACAAAAACAAAAUCUCUCCCAAAUUAAUUUUGCCAUUUUUUUUUUCGUUUUCGAAACUUACUUUCCCUUUCUAUUAUCAUCUUUGUUUGUUGCAUUUGUUCUAUAAGUCUGUUUUUUCCUCUUAUCUCGAUGUUCAUUCCAAAUUCAUCACAUUAAUUUUAACCAUCUCCUAAUUUGGAGAUUGUAACGAGAUAAUAAUACAAAGAAAGGUACGUAAGUCAAACGUUCUUGUUUAUUUAUUUGGAGGGAUCUAAAUUUAAGGUAAUGGAUCAAGCAGAACUUAAAAGAGUUUUUCAAAUGUUUGACCGGAAUGGAGAUGGGAAGAUCACGAAAAAGGAGUUAAACGACUCUCUACAAAAUUUGGGAAUAUACAUUCCCGAUAGAGAGCUUAGUCAAAUGAUAGAAAAGAUUGACGUAAACAAGGAUGGUUACGUCGAUAUGGAAGAGUUUGGUGCAUUGUACCAAACAAUAAUGGACGAGAGGGACGAGGAGGAGGACAUGAGGGAGGCGUUCAACGUGUUUGAUCAAAAUGGUGACGGUUUUAUAACCGUCGAGGAGUUGAGAUCGGUUUUACAAUCAUUGGGUUUGAAGCAAGGAAGAACAAUUGAUGAUUGUAAGAAGAUGAUUAGCAAGGUGGAUGUUGAUGGUGAUGGAAUGGUUAAUUAUAAAGAGUUUAAGCAAAUGAUGAAAGGUGGUGGAUUUGCUGCUUUAGGUUCAUAGAUGAUUUACAGUUUUGUUUUUUCUUGAUUGCUAAGAUAUCGAAACCUCGAAAGAAAGAAAGAAAAACAAAAGGAAGAUUAAUAUUAACAAGAUUGAAGAAGAAAAGUAUAUUGAUUAAUCCUCAAUAGAGGAGGAUGCAUGGGGAGAGAUCAUAGUAAGAUCUCUAUUUUGUAUGAAUUCAUGGAAAAUUGUAAUUUUGAUUCUUGUAAAACCUAGAUUAUCAAUGAUGGGGUUUUGUUCACAUUGAGAUUUGUGGUAAAUUUCUUCAAUUUUCUUUCUUUUCUGUUCCUUUCUUUUUUAAUUUUUUGUACAUUAGUAACUAAAAUGCUAUUAAUCAUAGAUUUAUAAUUUUUUGUACAUUUUUCUUUUCAGCUAAUAUGCAAUAAUAUCAGGCUCACACACCUCGAGUAUGGGAAUUGAAUAACUAAAUUAAUACUAGUUCAACCUUAAUUGGCUUAAUUUAACUCAAUCUUUGUCUCUUAUCCGUGUUCAUGUAAUUAUACUAACUGUUUGCCCAUCCUUAAACCAAGUAAUGAUCAGUACAAGCAUAUAGCCUAAAGGAUACUGGAUAAGUGGAUUGAAAAUUCGAAAAGCCAAUAGGACCAAACAGCUGACGACCCUCUUAAAUCAGACGAUACACCUGAGGGAUUGCAAAGAUAGAUAGGAUUAGACAGCCAGAACCACGCAAAGAGAGUGUAUUAUCUACAACAUCCAUGAUCUUCUAAAAACUCCAUCCACAAUCUUACUGUAAUCAAAACUCCAGAAAAGCCUUCAGAGUUUAAACAGCCAAUCCUCUAGAUCCGGUCUAUAACUGGUCACGUAAUUGUGGUCAUGUGAGGGAUAAGAGGGAAAGUAAAAAACGCUCAUGUGGUUUCAUAGUAGGACAUAGAAUGAUAGACUUCACGAAAAUGGAGUGACUUUCUUUUUGUGCAGUAAAACUUUCACUCAACUAGCAGAAACUGCUAACUAUGUUAACUUGACACCCUGUUGCACGUUGAGUGUCGAAUGUCGGAUCUUUCAACACAACACCUAAAUACAGAGUAUAUAGCUUUAUAUGGAUUUUUUUUUUUAAAUCUGGAGUGUCAGAGGAUCCAACAUAUCAGGCACAACACCCAAAUCCAGUCUAAGCAACAUAGACUGCUAGGUAACUUUCUCUGUGGUGCGAGACAUAAACGCCGAGGAGGUACAGGCAUGCAGCUACUCAUGAGGUCACUACCUGGUUUUUUUUUUUUUUUUUUUUUUUUUUCAGUCUACCAAUCUCCUUUCUAGUAUCUACUCCCAAAAGCUGGAAUUCUCGAGUAUUUCUACCUAAAAUUAACCACUAACUACAAUCAAUCUUAAAUA
Messenger RNA from Chenopodium quinoa (quinoa), 2592 nucleotides. Its product is annotated as calmodulin-like protein 3. The coding region runs from base 793 to 1248 and encodes 151 amino acids. Gene Ontology annotation, molecular function: calcium ion binding. NCBI's taxonomy places the organism in Eukaryota, Viridiplantae, Streptophyta, Magnoliopsida, Caryophyllales, Amaranthaceae. The transcript has a single exon. The record is from RefSeq and is a predicted model, not a curated record.